CUCCUCCCCUUCCUCUCCCUCGCAGCCUCGGUAUUCUCUCUCGGCCAGCCACCUUCCGCGCAGGGGUGGGGGGGGAAGAGACGAGUGCAUACCCCACAGCCCCUCGUGAAAAGCCAUGGGCGACAUCCCCAACCUCGUGAAAAUCAGCAUCUCCCUCAAAAUCCAGCCCAACGACGGGGCGGUGUACUUCAAGGUGGAUGGGCAGCGCUUCGGCCAGAACCGCACCAUCAAGCUGCUGACUGGGGCCAAGUACAAGAUCGAGGUGGCCCUCCGGCCCGGCACCGUUCAGGCCACGAUGAUGGGCAUCGGGGGUGUGAAUGUCCCACUGGAGGAGAAAUCAAGGGAUGCGCAAGUGGUCUCUUACACAGGAAUCUACGACACGGAAGGGGUGCCCCACACCAAGAGUGGGGAGAGGCAGCCCAUUCAGGUCAACAUGCAGUUUAAUGACAUUGGUGUUUUUGAAACAGUCUGGCAAGUCAAAUUCUACAACUACCACAAACGGGAUCAUUGCCAAUGGGGAAACAGUUUUGGCAGCAUUGAGUACGAAUGCAAACCAAAUGAAACACGCAGUCUUAUGUGGAUCAAUAAAGAGACCUUCCACUGAAGAGAAGUGAAAACAAUAGUGCUGGACAAUCUCCUUAAGGAAAAAUCUACCUUCUUAAACCAGCAAAAAGCCUUAACAAAGGCAUACUGUAAUGUUGCUGUGUCCCAUAAGGUUCCCGUAACUCAGUUGUAUAUACAGUUGGUGCCACUAAAAACCUUGCCUAUUAUGGUAUUUUAAGUUUACCAUGGCAUUGCAGAUUCUUUAUCUAUCAUACUGAGAAUACCUGCAGGCAUCAUGGUAAAGAAUAUUUGAUAGCCGGGUAGAAAAUCAUACUAUCAUAAUACUAUCAUAAAUAUUUGGACUACGUCCACUAAACAGUUCCAGUAGAUGUAACAACCUUUGUGUUCUGCUUUAUUGCUUAGCAUUUGGAUGCAACAUCACAUCGGUGAUUUUUGUAUUUAUAUUUAUGUUUGCUCCAAAAUCAGUGUAUUCCUUCAAGCAUUUUGUCUACACUUCGUAACAGUAGACAGCAAAAAGUACAAGUUAUGGAUGUUUGUAGGUUUAGCUAAAUGGCAGCUACCGCACUGUUGAUAUUGUGCUUUCAUAUCAAGGGAUUUGGAAACUCACUGGUUCUCCCUUUUGUUGAGUGUUGUAUUCUGUGAUAAAUUUCCUAUUUUGUGAAAUUUGGUAAAUUAUCAUUCUUUGUUGUUAAGUUUCCCAGUCCCCGAAAUGGUUUCAGGAAACAGUGUAAAACAUGCUAACUUAAAUGAAGGAAAAGCAAUAAAUCAGUUGUGGUCUUAACAAAAAGGAACAUCUAAUGACAUGACUAAUAUCUUAAGAUCACAUAGCAUUUUUUGCAAGAUAUAGCAGCCAUACUUAAUUUAGUUCUCAGAAUAAGAGUUCUGAUAGUAAUUGCCAUUUGUUUUAAUGACAUAUUGCUCAAGCCAGUAAAAUCCUACAAAUUAACUUUUUCAAGCAUGACCACUGUAUCAUAUCAAAAUCUACUGGAUUUCCUACCAAAAAACUCAGCAUUGUGAAGAAAGUGCAGAUCCUGAUGCAUAUUUAUACAUGCAUUGUAUUCUUUUAAAGAGAGACAAGCAUGUAAGCAUUUGAAGGGUUAUGACUUAAGGUGCUACAUAAACACUGGGUCAGUGUUUAACACAUAUAGAAAAUAGAAGCCAAAUAUAUCUUUUCUUUCAGUAAACAAAGCAGGGAAGCAACAACACAAUCCCAUCUCCAGCUUCAUCUGACUAAGCUGUCAAUUCUUGCGUAUUGGUUGUUAUCUUUGUUAAUAAUUUGUAAAUUGUGUAUGUAAAUGGUAACCAAAACUUUUGAUCUUUGUAAUAAAGGACUUAAACAAG
Dromaius novaehollandiae (emu) is the source of this 1905-nucleotide messenger RNA. RefSeq names its product cannabinoid receptor interacting protein 1 (gene CNRIP1). Gene Ontology annotation, biological process: negative regulation of signaling receptor activity. Bases 116 to 604 code for a protein of 162 amino acids. NCBI's taxonomy places the organism in Eukaryota, Metazoa, Chordata, Aves, Casuariiformes, Dromaiidae. The record is from RefSeq and is a predicted model, not a curated record. Gene Ontology annotation, molecular function: type 1 cannabinoid receptor binding. Gene Ontology annotation, cellular component: plasma membrane. The transcript is spliced from 3 exons.